Molecule: messenger RNA, 831 nt
Organism: Penicillium brevicompactum
Lineage: Eukaryota; Fungi; Ascomycota; Eurotiomycetes; Eurotiales; Aspergillaceae
Product: nicotinate-nicotinamide nucleotide adenylyltransferase
Exons: 2
Coding region: 1-831 (276 amino acids)
Cellular component (GO): cytoplasm; nucleus
Molecular function (GO): ATP hydrolysis activity; nicotinamide-nucleotide adenylyltransferase activity
Source: RefSeq, a predicted model, not a curated record
AUGGCCUCAUUUCAAUCCCUCCGAACCCAUUCGAGGUCCUCGCCACCGUUCCCCCCCGACCACUCCGCGGAAUCAGAGACACUGUAUGUCUUAGAUUCCUCCUUCAAUCCCCCCACCCGCGCCCACCUCCGCAUAGCCAGCACUGCCCUCCUGGAGAAUCCCAAGCCCCGUCCCCGCCUCCUACUCCUCCUCGCCACCCAAAAUGCAGACAAACCAUCCAAGCCCGCCUCAUUCGAGGACCGACUAGCCAUGAUGGACCUGUUCGCCCGAGAUCUCCGUGCCCGCCUUGCCGAAUCACCAGCCUUCGCCGCAUCCGGUCUUUCCCAUGCCAUUGAAAACCUGCCUUUAGUCGAUAUCGGCGUUACUAGGAAACCGUAUUUCGCUGAUAAGGCUGCGGCGAUCGAAGCUUCGGAUUCUUACCCUGUCGCAUUGGAGCAGGUCCAUCUGACAGGCUAUGAUACUCUGAUUCGUAUAUUCAAUCCCAAAUACUAUCCCCCAACACACACCCUGCAGCCUUUGGAGCCUUUCUUGUCAAAGCAUCGGCUGCGCGUGACUAUGCGACCAAGCGAUGAGUGGGGUGGAAAGGAAGAGCAGCUCGGAUGGCUGGAAGCACUAUCGAGAGGCGAUCGGGAUGCCGAGGGUGCACAGAGCGAGUGGGCAAAGCGUAUACAGUUAGUCGAGGGUCGAUCUCCCUCCGAUCCGCCUGUGAGCUCAACCCUGGCCCGUGAAGCCCUGCAGUCCGAUCUCGAGGAUCUGAAACGCCUGGUGCCGGACCAGGUUCGGCAAUUUGUUUUGUCGGAACAUCCGUAUGCUGGAAAAAGCAAAGCGUAG